This is a messenger RNA of Haliotis rubra (blacklip abalone), 1923 nucleotides long. RefSeq lists its product as uncharacterized. The record is from RefSeq and is a predicted model, not a curated record. The transcript has 4 exons. Lineage: Eukaryota; Metazoa; Mollusca; Gastropoda; Lepetellida; Haliotidae. Bases 62 to 1861 code for a protein of 599 amino acids.
UCCAUAAAGCAAUCCUGUUAUCUGUAUACACGAACAUGAACAGUACAAUACGGCCUAUGUGAUGAUGAUGUGCUCCAUCUUGACACUGUGCGUCCUGGCCUGUCUAAGGCUGUGCUCGGCCUACCCGAUCACCGCAUCCUGGUUCCGUGACCGUUACACCAUCCACGACUGGAACCAUACUCUGUUGCAGUUUAAGGCUAUAGGCGGAGAUACAGUAUGGCAGAGGGCGCCACCGAUCAUCCGCAGGUCGCGAAAUGACCUGGAGCGCGACCUUAACUUCAUCUGGUGUGGAAGUACCAAUAGCAGCACCGGUGUCGCCGGGACGAGAUGUUUUGAUGAGGCAGCACAAGACCUAUCUGCUCAUGGCGUGAAAGUGGCGGCGUUUGCAACAUACCAGUACGAAGAAAACUUUAGUGAUGCCAUCAUGGUCUGUCCGAAAUUUGACAGGAAGAUAGAGAGCUCCAGGAUAUAUUAUCGUCUGGUUUUACCAACAACGCCACAAAGUGAUCCCUGUAAUAUAACAUCCGGGUCGUCAGUGGUGGUGCUCUUCACGUCAUUCGCAGGCACGGAUCCCCACGAGUUAUUGUUGGAGAGCGCAGCUGCCAACAACAUGUCGGUGUACCUCGGGCUUCCCGCCGUUCCUGCUAGCUAUGACAAGUCUGGUUUUGACGAAGAACUUAUGCCAGCUUAUUACGAAUUUACCUCACGGGUACUUCUCGACCACAAAUCGCGAUACUCACACAAGAUUGGCGGUGAAGUCGACCGCUGGACAAUUACAAGAACCCACCAUUCAGACAAAGCCAUAAAAACUGCUUUACAUAGCAGCAGAUCCGUGUUCGAUGUCAUUACAGGGUACUACUCGACAGAUGAAAGCUGUCUCGCUCAGCUUGACACCAACUCGAUCUAUCUUCAGUUGUACAGAAAUCUUGGUAAAGCUGUUCACGGUGUUGGCAAGUAUUUUGCAAUCUCCCCAUUUGUUGACUUAAACCGGUCCCAGCUUAAUGCCACAGUAGACCAACACGUGCAGGGUUUCAGGAACAUCGUUUCCACGGCGGAAGUGGACAUUGUGGCGGUGCAAGAAGGCCGCGGGGCAGGGAAGGGGUGCUACUACUGGCCCAACCAACUGGACACAGCUGUUGCAGAGGUGGAUUCGAAGCUGGAUGAGAUAAUCCACUAUCUCAGCCCAACCCUCGAACCCAACAUCACAUACCGGGAUGCAUUCACCGCCAGUAACCAGGAGCUUUUCCGGCAAUUCGGACAGAUACAAGAUGCCAGACAAAAACAGGGGCAUCAGUUCGAGUACUGGCUCAACAUUGAAGCAUUUGAGUAUCUUCGAAAUGACCCAUGUCUCCUGGUAGAUUCCAUGGCUUCUGGGAUGGGGGAACUCUUGCAGAGGACGACGAAGUCACGUAUUGACAGAGCGCUGACUGCCGCUGGAGCUACUCCGAAGAAGAUUAUAUCAUUUGCUUGGGACUCUGACUUCACGUGCACGACCCAACAGUAUAAGUAUAGUCUUGAAGCGGAAAUACGUCAGGAUUCAUCACGACCAAUCAUUGCCAACUGCUCCUUUCAUUCAAAGGCCAAUUUAUCCGUUGUCGUUAUUGGCUACAACUUGGAGGGAGAGACACAAGGCUUCGUGGUUGAGUGGACUGACAGGGAGCACAAGCGUCACAGUGACCCUGUGAAUGGCUACUACUAUGAGGUGGACUGGGGGCAGAGGCACAACAAGGUGGAUACUCUGGUGUACAUCAUGUUGUGGGACAUCCCCGACAUGAAUCAGGACCUGCCUGCCAAGGGUAUUGUCACUGUGAAGGCAAAUGGGGCAUAUCAUGACUGUGUAUUCCAAUACGACUAUUCUUAGCAACAGCAGGUUGUGUUUGGAAUGUGUCUAUAAGUCCAAAUAAAUUGAUUGCAUAUCUUGGA